Molecule: messenger RNA, 7784 nt
Organism: Hypanus sabinus (Atlantic stingray)
Lineage: Eukaryota; Metazoa; Chordata; Chondrichthyes; Myliobatiformes; Dasyatidae
Product: ankyrin repeat and fibronectin type-III domain-containing protein 1-like
Exons: 19
Coding region: 289-3138 (949 amino acids)
Biological process (GO): establishment of mitotic spindle orientation; regulation of establishment of bipolar cell polarity
Cellular component (GO): spindle
Molecular function (GO): protein binding
Source: RefSeq, a predicted model, not a curated record
UGGGACGAGCAGAACUUGCCGCUCAAAUCUGUCAAUCGGAUUCGCCAUUUAGCUCCCCGUGCCCGGGGCUAGUCGCGGAAACCGGUGGUUCAAGAGGGCCGCGAUCGGCGAUAUCAUUGAGCCGGUAUUGGCUUGGAAAAUUCGCACAACCGCCUCUGACUCCAGGAAACUGUACUUUGCUGUGACGUUGCUGCCUCAGUUCAGGACUCUGCUGCUCACCUGUCAGGAUCUGGAUCCACAUUUCAAACUGCUGUACUGGAAGUAACUCCGAAUGGCAGAGUGAGGUGUAUGCUGAGUAAAAUGACACAACCGAUCAGGGAACCUCUCCAGAGGAGGAAGUCACUGGGACCCAUGUCCCCAAAUGCUGCCAAGCGACUCUACCGUAACCUGUCCUUCAGGUUAAAGGGUAGUUCCAGCUCAGAGGAAGGCUGCCUCAUCAAAAAAAUUGAAAAGGAAAGAAGCAAGAAAUCUUCAUCAAUGAACAUUCAGUAUGAUUCGGUCUUUGAUGCUGUGGAACAUGAAGAUCUCGAUGCAGUUCAGCAGAUACUUGCGCGUCCUGGUACACUCAACAACCUCAAUGAGGCUACAAGCAAUGGCCUGGUACCUCUGGAUAUUGCUGUCCUGACUAAUAACAUCUCAAUGGCGAGCCUCUUAAUGAAUGCUGGAGCCAGGGAUAACCAUCAGUUCGAUGAAAGAAAUUGGUCUGUGCAUCUGACAGCAAUAGUGAGCAAUGCAGGACAAAAGAUUUCCGAACUGACAGAACUCAGGAAUGAAGAGUCAGAGGCUGAUUUCCAUAACAAAACCCGAGCGCUUCGGACUUGGAGAUUUCGACACAAGCUCUAUAAGCAAAUGAAACUUGCUUUUGACAAUGCACAUGUUCCUGAUUCUCCAGAGAACGUGUGUUUGUUUGUAACUGGCAGUACAUCUCUUCAGGUCACAUUUGAGGAACCACGAAAGACAGACACCUUAAUAAUCACUCGAUAUAAAGUGGAGUGGAGUUACUCUGAAACCUUUGAAACCAGAGUAGGAGUUGCUGUUGUCGAGGAUCUGAAGUCCCUGCAGUUAGCAAUUGAAGGCCUCGUCACGGGUGUUGUGUACUACGUUCGUGUUUCAGCUUACAACAUGAAAGGCUGGGGACCACCAAAGCUAUCUUCUCCCGCCUGUGCCUCUCCUUCCAGUUGGAAAGAGUCCUCAGAUAUUAAGCUGAGGCACAAGGACCAAAGCCAAGCAGUGCUGCAGCUUCUGGAGAGAGUUAAAGGUCCUUGUCAUCGGAGCUUUUUCGUGGAAGCUUCCAAGGUUCAUGUGCCUAGUAAGAGGCUCUUGGUCUCUCGAAGUCUCAAGUACCUUUUCCAAAAUACAAGCAAAUUUGUCAAGAAUUUACAGAGGGGGGUGUAUUUAGCUGCCAUUUUCUUCUACAAGGAGAACGUUCUGGUGACAAGCGAAGACCAGCUUCCGAUUGUUGAGAUUGACAGCUGCUGUUCAGGUUCUGACAUGCAAGAAUUCCUCUGGUUCUCCAAGAUCUCAUGUAUGUGGAGGGACAUCCAGUGGCUGCAGCAGGGAAUGAAUUCCACACUCUCUUCUUCCUCUUCGGUGCUGCAGACCAGGCAGAAGAUGUUAGUAGCAGUGUCCCAGCUCCAGAGUUCACUGGGGACACAAGACCUGGGCCAGGUGCACUUUGAACCAAUCAAGGAUAAGCUCGGAAAUGUUUUAAUCCUAACUGUCAAGGAGAUGCUUCCAUCGCAGGUGUUGGAUAGUGUCCGAUGGAUCCCACUGUCAAAGCUUCACAACUAUCGGAAAUCAGUCUCUGCCCUUGACUGCAUCACUGCACUGGACAUGCUGCUUAUGUCCAUGAAGGACAAGCUGGAGUAUCACCAGCGGAGUAGUCAGGCCUUGCCUCCAGGCCUCUAUCUUGGGUAUCUCAAACUCUGCAGCUCUGUGGAUCAGAUUAAAGUCCUCGUUCCCAACAGGUUCCCCAACAUUCUCUGUCACACUAAAAUACGGAACAACAAAAACGUAUCCAGGGAGGAAUGGGAAUGGCUGCAGAAAGUCUCCUCUUUAAAUGAUUCCAUAGUCACGGAAGGGAAUACUGGGAGCCCACAGUGCCGCUUCCUGAAGGAACUCCGUACAGCUGUGAAGAGCCUUCUCACACAAGUGGAUGUACCCCUCAGCCAGGCUGUAGAUUUCCGCCUGUACACACACGAAGUGCUGGAGUUUGGAGACAAAGUCUCCUUCCUCUUGUUGCUUCCUCCCAUAGAUGAUGUCUGCUCAGCCCCAGGACAAGAUGGACAUCCCUCUGGGUUUCUGACCCUACCUCUUCAGAUUUUCGAGCUUGUGCAUUUCUGCACCUAUGAACAAGAGCUGUUUGCACAGUACUGUCAGACCUCAAUUUUACUGGAACUUGAUUCUUUGCUGUCCCAGCAAGCUUUGAGGGAAGCCAUUGAUAAUACGGAACUGAUUGAAGCAAAGGAGAAACAUGGCCAGGUGACAGAUCUCAUUCAGCAACUGGAUGAUAUUUGGAAGGAGGUCCGCUGGAUCACAGAUGUGCUGCAGUAUGCCCGAUAUCGCCAACCUCCCACCGGAACCCCUCUGUCCUGGAUCCUGGAGAUACCAAGCACAGUGAACAGUAGGAAAGCAGAUCCAGUCACAAAACCCCAGAAUACUGCUGAUUUCUCUCUGGAUUAUAAUGACAUAAACAAAUCUUCAGACUGUAAACAAAUCCUGGAUGAAGAUGAUGUUUUCUGGCCAGUGGAAAAAGACUACGAUUCGAAGCCAGUUCUCACAUCCAAGCAAAUAGAUCCAGUGUGGCCCUUUACCAGGGAGCACCAUCUCUGGGGCACUGACACUGCCAUAGACACAGACUGUAUGAAGCCUCAGCAACACUUCGCUCUCCGUAGUGAGCCACACAGACACAGGAAAGCUGACAAAGAGCACUAUCGGACAGGGAGUCUGGAACUUAAAGGCCAGGCAGUCAAGGAAGGCACUUCUUUCAAGUUCUGGUCACAGCCAACAUCAGUGGAUGAGAGCACAGAGCAGUCUGAUCAUGAAGAGCACUACCCUUUCACUACUGAGGCUGUGCAACACAUCCAUCUACCUGAAUGUAGUUUAGUGGAGUGGAUCAAAGAGUCUCAGGAUACCUAAGCAUUCUGUUAACUUAAAACUGGAUUGACUGCUCAGAUGUAAAAAUCCCACCUCAGAUUGGAAUUACACAGCUUCUCUGAGAUAUUUGCAAAUGGAUUCAGGUGGUCGGGAUGUUCAGAACUUGCUUUGUUUCAUGAGGGAAGGGUUUGUGAAUCUAUAAGAUGUUCAGAACUCACUUUGUUCCAUGAGAAAGGUUUUGCAUUUCUAUGGCACCUUUCAUGACCACCAGACAUCUGAAAGUGGAUUACGUUUUUGCUAUAGUCGCUCUUGGAUGGAAGAAACGCCCUGACAGUUUGUGCAGAGCAAGAUCACACAGGAUAAUAACUGUGCUGAUUGUUGUUUAAAUGAUAAAGGGAAAACUCCCCUGAUCUUCUUCAAAAGUAAUGCCUGCCAUCUUUUAUGUCUCCUCUUGUGGGCACUUAACACUACAUCUCAAAGGGAGUACCUGUGACUGCAGCAUUCCCCCAAUGCUGCACCUAUAUAACAACAAAGAAUGAGGCCAUUCAGCCCAGCAUCAACAUGUUGACUGAAGAAUAAUUCACCCAGAUUAAUCUCGCUUUAGCUCUUCUACCGUACCCUUCUAGGUUACUAUCGUAUCCAGGUACAUUUGCAGUGUGAUGCAGGUUUCUGAAUUUCUUCCCAUUCGGGUGGGGAGCACAAGAUUUUCACACUGUGCUGUCCUGAAGAAGAAUCUUGGCCCGAAAUGUCAACAAUUCCUUUCCUUGCACAGAAACUGCUUGAACUGCUGAAUUCCUCCAGCAGGUUGUUUGUUGCUCCAGAUUUUCAUCAUAUGCUGAAUGAAAAGAAUAAUUUCAACUGCUUUUUAACCUUCUACUAAUUCUUUAAAAUUUAUGCCCCUGGCUAUUUAAAAUCUCUCUCAGAAACGUAGUCUUAGAAAAUCAUGGAACAGAAGAUCAUUUGAUCGAUAUGUUCAAAUUACUCCCAACAGCACGGUCUGGAGCCCAUAACAUUGUAGGUUAUCGUGCUUCAAAUGCUCAUCCAAGAACUUUUAUAAAUGUUCUGAACGUUUUGUCAUUGCAAAAGACUGAGCUCCUGAUCCCGUCACACUUGAGGUUAAAGAGAAUUCUCAAUUCCCACUUAUAAUUUUCUUAAAUUUAUAUCCUUUAUUUUUACUUUUAAAAUGUUGUGAACACUCACAGGUCAGACAGAGUCUGUGGAAAGAAAAACAAUUAACCUUCCAGAUCAGAAAUUCUUCAUCAAACUGAAAAAGUAAGAGAAGUUCUUGAUUUCUGUGCUCAAGGAAAUAGGUUCUUCCUGUCUAAACUUCCAUUUGUUAUACCUCUCAAUUAAAUUUCUUUCCAUUCUGUGGGGGAAAAAAAAACACAGCCUAGUCAGUUUCUCCUCAUAACUGGCUAGUUUCUCCUCAUGUAAUACCUCUGUACCCUCUCUAAUGCAAGUGCAUUUACAGUGUGGUGAUCAGACCUGUGCCUGCACUAGCUGUGUUUAGUGAGUGUUUGAUACAGUUCUAGCUCUAAUGUUCUUGGCUGUCAUUAAUAAAGACAAGUAUCCUGUGUACUGCUACCUCUGUAAUCUGCCAUUCUGCACUCCAAGAUCUCUCUGUUUUCAUGUUUGCUAACAACAUAAGGUUAUUUGGCCCAUGAAGUCUCUACAGUUCUCAGAACAGUCCCAUCAAUCCCAUUCACACAUUUAUUUUUCUACAACCUAUUUUCUCUCACAAGCCCAGCAACUCCACUCUGAGUCUCCCAACACCCACUUACUCUUGGGGUAAUUUGCAGAAGCCAAGUACAGUGGAUUCUGGUUAAUUGGAACACAUCAUGACCCAGUAUAUUUUAGCCCAAAUAAGCAUCUACCUAUUUAGCCAAAGUUUCAUGAAAAUUGUUAAAAAGAUAUAAAAAAAGACUAACUGCCAUUUAACUGACUAACAAAUUGUGUAUUUAAAUAAAAUAUACAACAAAUUAGAACAGUACCAAUACUACUAUAGUACUAUAAAACUGUAUUGGCUCCUAAUAGUUAUUAAUGGAGGAAUUCAUCCAAUUAUUGCUGUCAUGUUGUUUUUGAUUGAGUGUAAAUGAACAAAAUCAGCAUAGACAUCUAGUGUAGAUAAUGGACUGCCUUCAUAUGAUACUCUCAAUAAUAUUCAUUUUCACUGUAAAAUUCAAGAGAGGGGGUCUUUGGAUCCAACUUUUCACUUUCCCGUGGAUUUAGUAAUCUUUUACUGAAAUAGUUAACCUUUUCUUCGUUAUCCUUUAGCUUAAUAUGGAAGAAAUGCCUGCAUUGUGCUCCAAAGCCACUGAAUUUAAAGUCCAGCACAUCCCCUUGGUCCUACCUUUUUGAUUUGUGAGAAGGGAAAUUAUCUGAACUCUCCAACCCAAAUGCUUCCCACUACUCCAACACCAAUUCACCUUUAAGUAGCAGUUUAUAGUCCACCUUUGCUGAGGUGCAUUUCACCUGGUAGAGGACCUUGGUUCCAGUUCUUACCUUUGUCUUUUACUAAUACUAUACUGGCCUUAUGAAUUAUGGGCACUAUCAACAACAUUACUCCACACUGAUAUCCUCCUGCCUAGUAUGGUUCCCGAAAAUUAUCCAUCCAAACUACCCUCUCUACCAUUAACCAUUUCUAAAUUGCUGAAUCUACACUCACAUUUCCAUGAUUUGUCAAGCUAGAUUAAAGCCUUCAGCAGAUUUAGUAAACACACAUAUUCAUAAUGAUAUGUAAUGCAACCAGCUUAGAAAAGUCCCUCCCAGAAAAGAAUGGCCUCAGUUUUCCAGUCAUGUGAACCCCUCUCUACUGCAAUCUCUCUCAGCAAUGAAUUCAGCUACACUACAGGUCAUCCCCAGGUUAUGAAAGGGUUCCAUUCCUGUGAACUGUCCAUAAUUCAAACAGAUUGCAAGUCAGAAAUGCAGCUGUGAACUGACGCCCCACCCAACAGAAGUUGCCUAUGGCUCCAUAUCAGUCUGCAAAUGUAUCACUCCCAGCCCAGUCUCCUCAACAUUCAUUCGCAUGUACAGGCCGUACAAAAGUCAGUAAGCUGGUGAGGACCUGUAAAUUUAUUUUUGUUCACAUUGGCACUGCAGUUUCAGCCUGGUUUAUGUGCACCUGUCUCAUGCGUGCAACUUCAACACACAGGGCUUGUGGUCAAGACAGAGAUCUGGAAACCACCUAGGCAGAAGGUUCCUGUGGGGAAAUGAGGUAAGUCUUAUUCCACUGCCUGGUUUGCAGCUUCCCAGAUUCUAAAAGACUGAUCAUUCAAGAAUAAUGGUUUGGCACUGACUAUAUGGGCCAAAGGGCCUCUUUCUAUAUUGUAUUUUUCUGUGCCUUUAAUACUUGAGAUCAUUACAUCAGUCUCCUCCUUGAAAUGGAAAUUAAGAUAUAUGUAUGGAGUGCUUUUCCCUUAACUUUCAUUGGGAAAUGAUCAAUGUAUUCUGGUAGAUCUAAACCAUUAAUGUUAGAAAUUUCCUGACAAUGGUUCAUUGCAAUAAUUAUUAGCAAAUUCCAAGCACCUUUAAAGCAUUGAGUUUUAUCAUAACUUGAACAGUACAGCUCACCAAGGAAGACUUUAGUCCUAUCAAACCUGUCACCUUCUUAGGACUUUCUGAUUAGUCCUGUUGUCUGCACCACACAUUUUAUAUUUUCAAAUGUUUAUUCAAUUUCUUUUUGAUACUGAAUUUGUUUACUCCACCCUCUGUAAAGCUGGUGUUCAGGCCACAAUGUGAUCUUCAUCAUCAUGAUCUUCUGGUCCUCUCAUCAAUUAUCUUAAUAAAGGCCAGAGGGAUUUACCAUCAGCAAACUAAAAACUCUGGCAAUCUAUCCACCAAAGAUCAGACAACUCAAUGCAAUUUGUGAUUCUGUAUUCCUUUGUCAUUUAAAUAUUGUAUUUCUGUUGUUUUGUGAAUAUCACUGUGGCCUCAUUAGUGAAUAUAUCUGAACGCUGAUUUGGGUCAACAAAAACAGCUGACUAUAAAUCUUUUACUUUAGUAAAAUGUCUCAAGGAACUUCCUAAAGUAUGCUAUAAAAUAAAUUAGCCCCAUAGGCCAAUAUUAGGACCAAUGCUAGAGACUUACUCAAAUUGUGGUCAUAAAACAUCAUCCAAGAUUACCUAAUUUGGUUCUAAAGAAUGUAUCACAAAUUAUGUUAAUAUCUUCAUUAUCCUUUUCACAACAGCAUCAACCCAGUCACAGGCUCUGUGGUAAACAAGAGUGGCUCAGAGACAGUUCCUGAGUUUUCUUACCCCUGGACACCUCUAGAGACAGCUGAGCCAGAAGUGUAUCUUUGGUCAUUGAUUUUAUUUAUUUCUUCAAAGGAGGUACUAUCACUGCCAAUGGCAUUACUGUUCUUUAAUAAUUGCCACUGAACUGAGAGAGCAGUGCAAAUUUAACAGCGUUGGAAAAUUUGGACUCACAAAUGGGCCAGAUCUGGUAAGGUCAGCAGAUUUUCUUCCCUGAAGAACAUUAAUCAACUAGAUAGGCUCUGCUGGGAUUAACUUUAAUUCCAGAUUUAAUUACUUGAAUUUACCACCACCACCAUCUCACCCCCCCCCCACAGCUACUGAAAUGGGAUUUAAACUCAUAUCUCCAAAUCAAUGACCUAGAAAUCUGACUACUAAUCCAGUAAGUUAACACUAUCAUAAUGUCUAGAGAUGUUGCACUGUAUCCAAAAAUGCUGA